Molecule: messenger RNA, 1677 nt
Organism: Paramecium sonneborni
Lineage: Eukaryota; Ciliophora; Oligohymenophorea; Peniculida; Parameciidae
Source: the annotation of a GenBank genome assembly
GUUUUAUUUAAAAUUCUUAUUAAAUUCUUAUGUAAGGAACUCCAGAUUUAGAUGAACCAGUAAUAGUUAAUGAUAAAUAAUCAUGGGGAAAAUUGAUAUCAAUGAAUGGAAGUAAAGUAAAUUCUUAAGAAUUAUUUGAUGAAGAAGUAAUAAAAAAAUAUUUAUUAAUAGAUUACUAUAGGAAGACUAGAUACAAAUAAAAUUAUAAUUUCUGAAAGUAGAUUAUCUGGACUUCAUUGUAAAAUAAAAUGGGAUUCUACAAAUAAUAUAGCAUAAUUAUUGGAUUUAUCAACUAAUGGAACAUUUAUUGGUGAUUAAAAAAUAGGAAAAAACAAUGAAAUUAUAUUAAAGAAUGGUGAUGAGAUCUUUUUAUUACAUAAAAGCAAAGUUCCUAUAACAGAUAUUAUUGGAUUUACAUUGGUAAUUCAAUAACAGAAAUAAAUUAAAAUGGAGCCAUAAUUAGAUGAAUAACAACAGAAAAAAAUUUAAAUGAUUGAAGAUUUUCAAUAUGAUAUUCAUUGUCCUAUAUGCGAUGAUUUAAUAUAUUAAUGUGUAUCAUUGAUGCCAUGUCUUCAUAAUUUUUGUGGAGCAUGUUUCUCUGAUUGGAUGGCAAAAUAGAAAACUUGUCCUUCAUGUAGAAAUGAUGUUUAAUCUGUUAAUAAAAAUCCAAUGGUCAAUAAUGUUGUUGAAAAAUAUCUUUAGAUGCAUCCUGAGAAAAAAAGACCACCAGAAGAAUAUAAAGAAAUGGAUCAAAAAAAUAAAAUUAAAGGGGAUGCACUAACUUUUAAUUCAACUGAUUAAAUCUCUACUGUUACUAUUCCAUCUAUUACAAAUGAUGCUCCAAAUAGAGGUAGAGGUAGACCAACUAAUACUAUAACAUAAUAGGUCUCUAUUAUCUAAUAAUUAAAUUAAAAGGAAAUAAAUAAAUAGUCUAAUAUAAGUGAUUAUUCAGCAGAAGAAGAUGAUGGUCCUGUUACUAAAGAUUGUGUUACAUGCAUUAGACCUAUUAAUGGAUAUUAAUGUUAAAGAAGAAGUGUUCCACAUUUAAAUUGUAAUAAUUGUUCAUCUAAAAUGCCAAAAUUUGGUAAUUAUUAUAAUUUUAUUAAAUUAGAUUUAAAUGAAAAAAGAUUAGUUUUCAGAUGUGAUUUAUGUGAAAACUUUUUCUGUUCUCUCUAUAAUAAAAAUUGUUUAUAACUUAGUAAGAAAAACCCUAAUGUUAGACUAGAAAGACAUUAAGUACCUAAAAAUGUAGAUGUUCAAAUUUUUAGAUAAAAUCAAUUUGAAUUCUAAGCCUUUCUAGAUUUCAUGAAACUUAAAAAUUUGACUACAUAAGAUAUCUUUUAAUAUAUGUUAGAUAAUCAUAUUAGUAAGGGGGGAUUCAAAUAUCUUGAAAGUAAACGUACUCAUAAUGAUCCAAAAAGAACCAUUGAUAUGAUCAUUCUUAAAGAUACUGUAUUUAUUUCAUAUUAAUCUUUUUUAGCCUAUUUGCUAACAAUGUUUUACUUUAAUUUGGCAAUAGAUUGUAUUUAGAUAUCGUAUAUCAAUCAGAGAUUAAAUGAUUGAUAAAAUUAAAAAUAGAGGUUAAUGUUGGUUUGGCAUUAAUUGUAAAACAAUGGUUCAUAAUCCAGGACAUGCUGAGAAAUUAGAUCAUAUUUGCGAAUAGACUAAAUUUUGAAU